GCCAGGUGCGCGUCGAAAACCCCGCCCGGGAGACCUGGCCUCCAAAUCCCGCCGCUCACCCCCUAAAACCGAACCCGCCAAUAUCUCCCCGACCGUGAUCUCGCCCUUUCGCAGUUUCGACACUCGGCAUCAUUGCCCUUGACUGCCCACGAUGGCCAACUCGAUCAGUAUUUCGCAGUUUCUGGCACACCAUGACCAGCUACGACCGACAUUCUACCUACGACUCUCCCCACAGAUCCGCUCGCCAUGUCCCAUUAAGUCGAGCCGGGGGUUUGACCUCGGUCGCAAGCGCCUCGGAGUCCCGCGCCGACAUCACGUCGAGCUACCACGACGACGCCGCUCGCCUCUCAAACUCGGGAUUCGACACAGCGUACGGAGGGGCCGGUUCUGCAAUGCAUAGCACGCCCAUGAGCCCCGGCAGGCCAUACUCGCCCGGCAUGAGGUCAAUUGACACGCGAAAGUCGAACGCUAACAUCGACGGCUUCGAAACCCAGAGCCCUGCCGGCGAGAUACCCAUGCAGUCCUUCCAGGACGGCCUGCCGCCUCCGCCGUCGGUCUCGAGUUCGUGGAACAAGAUCGAUAACUGGGCCGAGGAGCACUACCCGGAGCUGUCGGACCAGAUCUGCGAGGGAUGCACCAUCAACGACAUUAACGAGCUCGAGCACCAGCUCGACUGCUCCCUCCCACAGGACGUUCGGGAGUCUCUGCAGAUUCAUGACGGACAGGAGCGGGGUGGCAAUCCGACCGGGAUCAUCUUCGGGGCUAUGCUUCUGGACUGCGAAGAGAUAGUGCAGGAGUGGGACAACUGGCGGAAGGUGAACCAAGAGUAUCUGAUGGAGACGGCCGUUGUCAAACCGUCCGUUCCCUCCAAGGCCCUCGGCGGAAACAGCCAGGCCUCGUCGUCAAGAACUGCCCCGUCGAGCCCGGCGUCCACGUCAUCUCGUAACACGACCUGGCGGCAGGACUUGCUAGCACGCCAAGAUAGCGUUCCUGCUGGCGCUGUCCAGAGGGUAUAUGCGCAUCCCGGCUGGAUUCCUCUGGUGCGUGACUGGGGUGGCAACAACUUGGCCAUCGAUUUGGCGCCUGGGCCUAAGGGUUCCUGGGGUCAGGUCAUUCUCUUUGGCCGCGACUUCGACACCAAAUUCGUUGUUGCUCGAUCCUGGGCUCAUUUUCUCGCGCUUGUAACGGAUGAUCUCGGCAGCGGAAGGUGGUUCGUGGACGAGGAGACGGGCGAGCUCAAGCUUCGCGAGUUUAAGAAGACCCGCGUCGAGCCUGCUUACUUCGACAUUCUGAGGUGGAGGGUGGACCAGAAAUACGGACGCGCAGCAAAUAAUCGGAAAUCCCGUGCUCAGGGAGCGGCGUCGCCUACGGGCCCCAGCUCCCCAUACGCUAGCCCGGUAGAGCCCAACGGUGAGCCCCGGGGCCGAUCAUUGCAGCGCCUCAGCGGCAACUCGCCGCUCCCGAGCCCCAUCCGACCUGGAUUUGGCAAGCCGAGCCCGCUGGCACGAGUAACGGAAGAAGCGCCUGCGUUGCUGGCCGUCACCAUUCCCAACAGUGCCACAAUCCGUGAGAAGUUGGUCGAAGUUGAAACCCCGCGGCCGAGCAGCGAAGACAACAAAGAGAACGUCAACGCUCCGAGACUGGCGGCAUUAACGAACGGCGACGACCUGUCGGCCACACCCAAGCCGGAACCACAAGAAAAUGGAGCGGCCAACGGCAAGGUGGUACUGUCAACUGGCAGCGGCAAGCAGCCAGUGAUAGUCGAAGAGGCGGAGACAAUGAAAACGAUUGAGAUCUGAAGAAAACGGAACGACCACACAUGACGAGUUAUGGGGCGAGUCAAGCUUCUCUGGGCUACUACAACAAAUGAUGCGGCAUCGAAUACGGCGUUUUGGGCGGCUUCCUUCUCUCUCAAC
Messenger RNA from Lasiosphaeria miniovina, 1916 nucleotides. RefSeq lists its product as uncharacterized. The coding region runs from base 192 to 1799 and encodes 535 amino acids. Gene Ontology annotation, biological process: fungal-type cell wall beta-glucan biosynthetic process; cell wall biogenesis. The transcript has 3 exons. Lineage: Eukaryota; Fungi; Ascomycota; Sordariomycetes; Sordariales; Lasiosphaeriaceae. The record is from RefSeq and is a predicted model, not a curated record. Gene Ontology annotation, cellular component: mating projection tip.